UGGUCUGGCCGGUCCAUUGGUAGCAUUUUGCAAUAGCCACGGGGUUGUGCUGGAAGGAAUCACAACUCCCGUGCCGUCUCCUGUUCAGUCCACGCUCCGAAUUGAUGAAAAGCCGCAGUUUCAGAUGUAUACUGCAGUAAGGAGACUGCACCGCAGCAGGAUUGUGCUCAGCAGCGGGCGGCUGGAAAAGGAACUAGUCUCGCACUAAAUGCGCACGGCGGCACACGAUACAAUACUAUUACACCUUUCGCCUCUUGUCCCAUUGCUUUAGGCAGCGGCCGGGGAUACAUCUCACGCCAGAAUGUGAGCUGGGCGAUCGCCGCGAACACCGAAGACAGGAUCCAAAGUGGCACUUCUUGUGCAAAGUGCACGGUUCGAAACUUCGCUCGAGGAUUUUUUGUUGUUGUUGUGAAAAUAGCAAAGGGCAGCUGAUAUUUGUGCGUGGCUGUGGCUGUGCCGCCGCAGACACUGCUGGGACUCGGCUGGUACACAAGUGGAUGAUGCAGCGUCGGUGUGUGGCAGCGCUGGAGAUGUGAGUCUCCCCUUCUCUCCCCUCGACUCAAUGUGUCAGGAUGGAGCGGUCUCGGGGCUGGGAUGACGCAAACCACCGUCCUCAACCGCAACCCUCACCCCCCCGCCCAAAAAUAAUAAUAAGAGGUGUUUCUGGGCGAAGAUGGCCGCAACUUCCACCCAACACGAUGAACACUGCGUUGCUCCAAACGCCAGGGCCAGCGACGUGUCGCCGGCAUCAGGAGAAAUAGUUCAACUUUUCUCCGCUUGCAUCUGAUGAAUUUGUUGGCAGGGUCGGAUGUGUGAGGCUGGUGUGAUGUGAAUCUGCAGAGAGUGGGCAGGGGAGAGAGGAGCUCGCUCAGCCGUCGCCAGGAGCAGGCUUUCCCCCCGGAGUGCCAUGGAUAAGUCUGGUGUGACUCUCCUUGCUGCUCCUACGGAUUGGAUGGCAACAGUUGACCACCAGCACAUGCAACCCAAGUGAACGCUCAACACAAUAGCAACGCGGCUGAUCUAGAAAGACAAACCCGGUCAAUGUAUAUCGAGGCAAAGGUCCGUUCGCCGCGGAGCCAGCCCGAGCCGCACUUGUCCACAAUAUGACCAGAGGCGCCUGGAUGUGUCGCCGGCAAGACAACGGAUUACAAAUCUGGUAUGUCCCCCGGCAGAACGACAAACCCUGCACGGAUUCAGAGCGGGCCCAGAAAUGGCGACUGUCUUUAGCAUCUCUGUUGUUUUUUACCGUCCUGCUAUCUGAUUACUUGUGGCUGUGUGCGGAGGCGAAUCUCACCAGAAGCAGAGACCAGGAGCGGAGCACUUCAGCCGAGCCGACGGGGGGGAACCGCUCACUGUCCCCACUGUUCCUCAGCGCUGAUCAGCCUAGGAGCACCGCCAGCAGUGACAAACGUGCUAUUUUUCUAGGUAACACCACUGGCCGACCCAUCUGCCAACUGGAACCGUGUCGCCCAUAUUAUGUGUGUGAGCAGUGUGUAAGUAUUGAAGAUGCAGAGACUGUGUGCGGGAGCGCCGGCGAGGAGGCGUCCAAUGGGUCUCCGCCGCUGUCCUUCAACAAUUUCCACCUUUCCUUUUGUGAAUCCUACACCCUUUCUGAACUGUUCGCCGGGAUGUCGAGACCAGAGGGCUCCAAUUGCGACCUGAGCCUUGUCCUGGACGGCGACGCCACCGUCUGCGUGCAGUGCGUUGAGAUUUAUCAACGUUUGGACCAACAUGCCCAAGAGAAAUACGAGGAGUUCCAGAGCUUGUUUCAGAAGUAUUUACAGUGGGCAGAUUACUCUGUGAAAAGUUGCAUCGAUGACUGCAAGGUAAGAGCGUGGAGCUUUUAUUCACCGUGUCUUGUUGCUUGGCUGCGUUGGAGAGUAUGGAGUUGGCCAUCUCUCUCUGUCGGCGUGGCCACGGUCUUUGGUGGCAGGUGUGCGCCCGGAUUCCUCAACUAGGAUCCUGUUUGAAGUGUGCGAUGUACGGAGAACUGUGUUGCUUUGUAUGAUAUUAAUGUUGUAUGAUAGUGUUGUGUUUGAGCGGAGGAUGGUGCUGGUGAUUUUUGCGCAGUUGUGAAAUGCGGAGAGCGGCGCAAUGUGAAGGCAGUCGGUCCCACAGUGCUGGGAUGUGACCAGCCGUGUGUUUCCACCGGGAUGCUAGCGCGAAGAAAGUGGCACUGCACUUGUGGAUUGUUGUGCUGCCCGACCACCUAGUCGGGUCUGAGUGGCUUCUGCUGUUGCGGUUGUAUAUUUUGUUCCAUGGUUUAAUGAGCGUACUGUACUCUUGGCCGUUGGCACACACCAGAUGCGCCGUGGUUGCAAAUCCCAACUGGAAUCCGACCGUGCAGUUACGAUGCAACUCUGCACAUUCGCAAAGCAGAGUUUUGCAUUCCAAGAAUGCCACGAUCAAUCUAAUUUAUGUAUAAGCGAUAAACCGCCCGAUGCUUUCUUUCCCUGCUGCCUAUUUAUUGAAUGUCGACUCUUAUUAAUAUGUUGUACAUGUCAAUACACACGAGAUCGAAAAAAAACCUCUUCAUUUAGUUGAUUUUUAAUCUUGGUCUUGACUGCUUAUAUAGUAAUAAGAUAAGCAUUAGAUAAGUUAAAACAAUGAAUGUGACGUAUAACUCCGCGGUUAGUGAAGGAGUCUGGUCAGGCGAUGAUAUUGCCUUCUUGAACUUAUUAUUAUUCGCCUCACAACCUCAAAUGCAGCCGGGAGUGAGCACAGGAGGGUCAGUCAGACUAUGUUUGCAGUGCUAUUAAAACCAGGGCAGUCACAAACAUUGUCAGAUCAUUUGCAAACACUUAGGAAAAGGGGAGCAACAAGAGAAUAUUUGAAGUGCACAACU
Molecule: messenger RNA, 2845 nt
Organism: Leucoraja erinaceus (little skate)
Lineage: Eukaryota; Metazoa; Chordata; Chondrichthyes; Rajiformes; Rajidae
Product: NALCN channel auxiliary factor 1-like
Exons: 1
Coding region: 1104-1958 (284 amino acids)
Biological process (GO): calcium ion import across plasma membrane
Cellular component (GO): plasma membrane
Molecular function (GO): stretch-activated, monoatomic cation-selective, calcium channel activity
Source: RefSeq, a predicted model, not a curated record